Messenger RNA from Rhipicephalus microplus (southern cattle tick), 889 nucleotides. RefSeq lists its product as uncharacterized. NCBI's taxonomy places the organism in Eukaryota, Metazoa, Arthropoda, Arachnida, Ixodida, Ixodidae. The record is from RefSeq and is a predicted model, not a curated record.
GGAAAGGCCGAGUGACCCUGUUCGUGACCAUACCGUUUUACUUCUGUCUGCCCCAUCGGUUUGGUUCGAGACAAGCGAACCACACAGAUAAACCACCAUGGCCAAGCUUACCCUUAUCCUCGCCUUCGGUCUGGUCGUCAUGAUCGGACUUACCGUAACUGAAACUAAAGCCUGGUCACUCUUCGCCCGCAACGAGCAAGCAAACGCCGAGAACGCCAACGCCGACAGGUCGGAAAACGCCAAUGCCGAGAACGCCAACGCUGACAGGUCGGAAAACGCCAAUGCCGAGAAUGCCAACGCUGACAGGUCGGAAUACGCCAAUGCCGAGAACGCCAACGCUGACAGGUCGGAAAACGCCAAUGCCGAGAACGCCAACGCUGACAGGUCGGAAAAUGCCAAUGCCGAGAAUGCCAACGCUGACAGGUCGGAAUACUCCAAUGCAGAGAACGCCAAUGCUGACAGGUCGGAAAACGCCAAUGCUGAGAACGCCAACGCUGACAGGUCGGAAUACGCCAAUGCUGAGAACGCCAACGCUGACAGGUCGGAAUACGCCAAUGCUGAGAACGCCAACGCUGACAGGUCGGAAUACGCCAAUGCCGAGAACGCCAACGCUGACAGGUCGGAAUACUCCAAUGCCGAGAAUGCCAACGCUGACAGGUCAGAAUACUCCAAUGCAGAGAACGCCAGCGCCGACAGGUCAGAAUACGCCAAUGCUGAGAAUGCCAAUGCCGACAGGUCAGAAAAUUCCCAUGCCGAAAACGCCAACUGAGUGUCGAGCCUUAAGUUUAGCCACAGAAAGAAAAUUAUGUCAGCAUGUGUUUCACUCUAAGUUAGUUCAUCUUAAAGUACAAGAACGACGGGGAGGGGCAGAAAAUAAACUUAUUCGUCU